Messenger RNA from Echinostoma caproni, 828 nucleotides. The record is from the annotation of a GenBank genome assembly. NCBI's taxonomy places the organism in Eukaryota, Metazoa, Platyhelminthes, Trematoda, Plagiorchiida, Echinostomatidae.
GUACAAGAGGAGGCUCGUCUAUCACAGACAAAAGGCAGCAAUGGAGCCCCAAACCAUACUUCCCCAGACGACCUGUUUACCGAAUUGCGAACCACCGAAGUAGCCAAAUAUCAAACCGAACUUGCCCAGCUGGAAUCGGAAAAGAAAGAACUAAAUCGGCUGUUGGAAGAGACUCAGCGGUCAUUGGAGGUGGCUAACAGCGAGGCGUCAAGCAAACAGGAGCGAAUUAAUGGUCUUUUGGCUCAGCUGGAUGCCAUCAUGUCGGUGCGUUCAGAAGCCGAUGAUGAGUUCGAACGUAACCAAGCCGAAAACGAAUCUCCCACUUCUGAUAUACCAAUUCCAUACGGACCAAAUGGCAAGGAUAUCAUGGCAGAGUCCUCCAUUUCCGUACUACAAAUAGAUGAGAACGAUGACCAUGAGAAUAGCUUUCGCAAUAAACUUGUCCUUAAGCGACUCAGGAAAGCACUAAGACAGAGCGAGAAUCGUUAUUCUGUUGCACUUCGUCAAAUUACUAGUAUGCAGCAUGAUUUGUGGAGGUAUCAUGAACGUGAGAAGCUGAACAGUCGCCCAGAGUUAGCAACUGAAGAGGGACUAAAAUUAGAGUUGAUCAAACUUCAAGGAGAUCUUGAUACGCGUUCGGAAGAGAUAAGAAAUCUGAAGAAUCAGUUAUCCACCAGUCAUGCAAGUUCUCGUUCAACAGAUGAUAAGCUGCACCAAUUUUCGAAGGAUGUGUCUCGUUCACUCAAUAUCUUGUUAGAAUCUUACUCUUUGGUCUGCUCUGCAAUGAAUGAAGAUCCGGUGAAGCAGGUAAGAAACACAUUCGAGUGA